This is a messenger RNA of Salpingoeca rosetta, 977 nucleotides long. RefSeq lists its product as uncharacterized. Lineage: Eukaryota; Choanoflagellata; Craspedida; Salpingoecidae. The coding region runs from base 28 to 882 and encodes 284 amino acids. The record is from RefSeq and is a predicted model, not a curated record. The transcript is spliced from 2 exons.
CAGUAACGGAACGCACAGCAGAACUUGAUGAUGAUGAGGUUGGCUGGGUUGCGGCCAACGACACUUGCCGCUGCCGCUGCCGCCGCCGCUGCUACCACUGCUGCUGCUGCUUCGCGAGUUGCCUGUUAUCGCGCUGCAAGCAGUGCAUCAGGCUCAUCGAACACUACAGGUCAAGCAGCACGUGCAACAGAUGCAGCAUCAGCGACGACGGCGGCCAGUUCGAGGGUGAACCGCAGUUCCUUGAACUACACGCAAGGGCAGACGGUGAAAGGCCGACGCGAGUACUUCUACUACAUUGAUCACAACGGCUUUCUCUUCCUUGACGACAGCAUGAUGAAGAACUUUACAUCCUGCCUCAAAGACAAGCCAUUCCUGGACUUCUUCUUCAAACGGGUGGAACCCAAUACGACUGGGCGGUAUGAGGAGGAGUUUCCUUUCUUAUCACGGUGUGGCCGAGAGUUCAACUUUCUGCGCUGCGACGACACGCCGCUGGUGUACCACACGUUGCUGCCGCCGCAUGGCUCCCUCGUCUCUGAUAAGGACCAGUUGGACCAGUACAUCAAGAGCGCCGAGCAAGGCGACGCCAACCCUGGUUCCUCUGAAACAGCCACGGGCACUGGCCAGGCGAGCGACGAGCCCUGGGAACUCGUGUACGCUGGCAACCUGCGGCGGCCUUUCGAACCAGACAAGCUGUGCAUGACAGAGACGGCGCGCUUGUAUCACCCAUCGCCGGACGGCAAGGAGCUGUAUCUCGUGGCAUCACCGCUGGCCAUCAAGCUCAGCCGGCGCAUGGUGUUUGGGUCUGACGCCACCCUCUUUUCUUGGCAGGGCAACACCUACAACAUUGACAUCCGCAUCCCGGAGGCAGAUGAGCGCGAAUAGAGCCAGCAUACGUGCGUGUGUGUGUGUGUGUGUGUGUUUAUGUGUGUGUGGAUGCCAGUGUGUGUGUUAUGUGUGUGUGUGGAUGCCAGUGUGUG